Messenger RNA from Ornithodoros turicata, 1079 nucleotides. RefSeq lists its product as uncharacterized. Lineage: Eukaryota; Metazoa; Arthropoda; Arachnida; Ixodida; Argasidae. The record is from RefSeq and is a predicted model, not a curated record. Bases 204 to 929 code for a protein of 241 amino acids. The transcript is spliced from 9 exons.
CGUGUGACGUCACAGACACCUAUUCAGCCGCAUAAUAUGGCGUCAAAGCAGGUGACAGGUGUAGGCUUCCCUUGGGGAGUUUUCCAGGAUUGGCCUUGGCGCAAGGUAUUUCCCGUGUCAGAAUCCCAGGUACAAAAAGACAUCUCACCCUUUUGCGCAUCGUGUAACGGUUUGCUUUUGAGCAAGGCAAGCAGGUCUCUGGUAUGGCAUCCAACACUGUUCUUCUCCUGGUGGGAGUUUGCUGCUGCGUUCUGGUCGGCGUAGCACACGGACAGUCAUGCAUUGACGUGAGGCUCCCGAACAUACUCGGACUUGGAAAUUGUUUGAACGGCUCUUUGAGGAACUGUCGCCUGAAUUUGGACGAGGCCGUUCCACCAGUGGUGCCCCUUGCUGAAUGUUUAAUUGGAGGCCUAGCAGACACUCUCAAUCCGAUUCCCCUGCUGUACAACCUCAGGGAUGUUCUUGGCACGGUGCUUCAACGACUUGGCGUUUCUGUGAGCAUCAAUCCCGUGCUGAAUUUCCUCUGCAGUCCUCUGGGCAUCAACCUGCUGAACUGCGAAGCAGUUGGCUUCAGGGGAGUGUGUGGAUCUCCCAUAUCUGUCAGCUUACCCAGUGCACUGAACGUGGGAGAGUGUCUCAACCGGACCUUGGUCUUCUGCGAAGCGGGAGAACGCGUCACGGAACCCGUCGUGUCUGGACUGACAGGAGCUCUGACUUGCCUGCUUAACGGAAACCGUUCCGAGGAAGGCCAGGACGCGGCGCUUCGUGGAGUUGGCUGCGCUCUGCUACGAACCCUGGAAAACCUCGUGGGAGAAACGUUGGUUCUGCUUCCGUUUCAAGGAGCCCCGAGAUCUCCGACGAGGCUGGUGACGGCCCUGGCGAAUCAGCUUGGCGUCGAACUGCCUUCCUGCGACACCGACGACGACUAGCUACUACUGAAGCGCCUCACAAACAAAAAUCCAGGAUCUCCAGCACCUCGAAGGAGCUGUGACAAUUCACCCCCUGAAGUUCACGAUUCUUAGUGAUCAGAUAGCUACCUGCUAUGAUGAAAAGAAAUUAAACAGAGAUUAUACCAAGUA